AUGGGGAACUCCAAUUCAUCGCACGAACCCCUCGAACGGGGGUUCACUCGUGGAACGUAUGGAGACGUUAAAAAUACGAAAUCGGCCUCCUUCCGACAGAGCAAACGGUCGCCAAAGAAGAUGGAUCGGUUGCGGAAAUCGUUUCGCGAUUCGUUCCGGCGGCGCAAGGAUCGGGUACCGGAGGCUGCCAAACCGCACCAGUGGCAGUCGGACGAGCAGGCGGUCCGCUCGGCAACCUGCACCUUUUCGGUGAAGUAUCUCGGCUGCGUCGAGGUGUUCGAAUCUCGUGGCAUGCAGGUGUGCGAAGAGGCGUUAAAGGUGUUGCGCAACUCUCGGCGACGUGCAAUAAGGGCGCAGCUGCAUGUGAGCGGCGACGGACUGCGAGUGGUCGAGGAUGACACGAAGGGGCUGAUCGUGGAUCAGACGAUCGAGAAAGUAUCGUUCUGCGCACCGGAUCGCAACCACGAGCGUGGCUUUAGCUACAUCUGCCGCGACGGUACAACGCGGCGGUGGAUGUGUCACGGGUUUCUGGCUAGCAAAGACUCGGGCGAACGGCUGUCGCAUGCCGUGGGCUGUGCGUUUGCCGUGUGCCUCGAGCGUAAGCAGCGGCGCGACAAGGAGUGCGGUGUGACGAUGACGUUCGACAUGAAAAAUUCAACCUUCACGCGCACUGGCUCUUUCCGCCAGCAGACGAUGACGGAGCGAUUGACGGAUACGGCGGUGGUGGCUCCGCAACCGAACAGCAACGCCUCGAAACCGUACAAUCCGUUUGCGAUCGAGCGACCGCAUGCCACACCCUCGAUGCUGGAACGCCAGGGCAGCUUCCGGGGCUUCACGCAGAUCGGGUCAGCGUCGCCCUUCAAACGGCAGAUGUCGCUGCGGAUAAACGAUCUUCCGUCCAAUGCCGAACGGCAGCGUGCAUUCCUCGAGCCGGGCACACCGCAGCGCACGACCGUGUCGCCCAUUCCGGAGGUAUCGCCACAGCCCACGGACACCGUGAGCCAGCUGUGCCAGGAGCUGAGCCAGGGCCUCUCGCUGUUGACCAGAAACGAUACGGACGAUUUCUAUCUUAGCAAAGAGCUGCACAGCAAAUCGGCGGGCGCUGCCUCGGUGGCGGCGGUGGCCACUACUACGAGCAUCACUUCCAGCGCGGCACUGGUAGCGACACCAGCGUCGUUCACCUCCUCCAAUGCAAUCGGCUACGUGCCCGGGCUUCCGGCUACCAGGGCCGGGCUCGAAGCCAUCAUCCAGCCCCCCGCGCUCCAAUCGCUAUCCGUCGUACCGACCAUUCCGCCGCGCUCGAUCUCGCCACUGAACAGACAGUCAACGCCAGCCCUAGGCCUGUCCUCCCUAGGUAACCACAAUAGUAGUUCUGCCAGCACCAACACACUCAGCAGUAGCAGCAAUUGCUCCUCCACUGCGACAGCCAUUGCAGCCGUCAGUGCCGCCCCUUCUGCCGCCACUAGCAGCAGUGUAGUGGUUCCGGUUGAAACCGUCUCGCCCUUACCGAACCCGGAGCAAUGGUUGGGACAGAUCGUGAAGAACGUGUCACCGUCGCCGAGGCGUGCGCCUUCGUUGCACAGCCGCGCCAAGUCGCUCAAUGCCGGCGAUCCGUUCGACGCCGAAUGGGUGGCCGACGUGGCGAAGCCAGAAAUACAUAGCACGAAUCCGUUCAUUUCCCCACCGAAGCCACCGGCCCAAUCGUUCCAAGUGCACCUCUAAGUUUGGGCGAUUGGGAGGACCGUGCGGUGUGGGACUCGAAAAGAGACGGAUCGGAAGAACGACGCUCUUCCAUAUCUCUUGGUGCUUCAAUUGGUUUGCGUUUUCCUGUGGGAGUAGUCGUACGGUAGUUAAAUGGUAUCUAAAUAAUUCGUUUGUUAUUUGUGCUUGUCCUUUCUGUGGCGCAGUGGCGAGUGGCGUUCAUAGGAGGAAGCCAAAGGGGCGGCAGUAAGGGGGGUAGCGCGGUUAAAAGCCUGUAGAGAUGUAAAAGAUCAAUCAAAAAGCCUGUGGAGCAAAAGGUAAAGGUGUUGUUUUCCACUCGGACGGAGGAAGGACGGAGAGACCGUCAACGUUACUUGAAAACGGAGCACUGUACUUACACUUGAACGAAACAUUCUCAGUAGCAUUUUUACUCUUGGAGCUUCUUCAUCCCGCGCGGGGGAGCUCGGAUGGUUUUGCACCGCUCGGAGCCGGUAGCUGUUAGAGCCUGUUACUAUCGUUCAGAAGAGCGAAUGUGCUUAAACUCGUAAAUUUAUAUUCUUCUCAUUCUCAUGUUAGAAGCGGAAAUCCAUUUAAACGUUUAUUAUUUGUUAUGACGUUGGGAGGUACUUUUACCGUAUGAAUUCCAGAUGUAAUGAACUUGUUUAGUUCGUCUGUUUUAU
Molecule: messenger RNA, 2381 nt
Organism: Anopheles cruzii
Lineage: Eukaryota; Metazoa; Arthropoda; Insecta; Diptera; Culicidae
Gene: numb
Product: protein numb
Exons: 3
Coding region: 1-1722 (573 amino acids)
Source: RefSeq, a predicted model, not a curated record